This is a messenger RNA of Folsomia candida, 4747 nucleotides long. RefSeq names its product formin-binding protein 1-like (gene Cip4). The coding region runs from base 1346 to 3109 and encodes 587 amino acids. Gene Ontology annotation, molecular function: protein binding. The record is from RefSeq and is a predicted model, not a curated record. NCBI's taxonomy places the organism in Eukaryota, Metazoa, Arthropoda, Collembola, Entomobryomorpha, Isotomidae. The transcript is spliced from 22 exons. Gene Ontology annotation, biological process: signal transduction.
AAUAAUAAUAUUCUCAUUCUCACCCUGCACUGAAGUGAACUGCUCACCAUAAUGAACCAUGAUUCACUACGUUACAAAUACAAUACAAACUACUAAAUAAAACCAUAUACCCAACAUAACAUCCAUCCACCAACCACUUUGCUGCAAACUAUUAUUUUAAUUAUGGAUGGAUUUGUAACCAACUCAAGUUAAGUGCGACUUGUGCUGUUGUGUGGUAUUGCAGUCAGCAGUAGUGUUAACGACUUUGCAUCUAAAUAAAUAAAUAACGGAGACAAUUUUAACAAAUAUUAAUAGGAUCAGAAAGGGGUAAUUUUUACGGUAACAUUCAAAAUUUCAAAAGCCUCGGAUAAUUCGCUGAUUAAAAAUAUUAAACCCGUCAAAAAUCUAUAAACCCGCCAGCGUGCAUUAGGUCUUAUUUAUUUUAAAUUGAUAUUUCUCCUAUUUUUCGCGUGUUGCCAUCAUCAUCAUCGUCGUCGUUGCUUGUGCUCAUUUUAUCAUGGCGGAGCAGUAAUAGUCAACAUAACAGUGAUCUUGACUCGAUUCCAAAAUUGGACAACGCAACUCUGCAAUAAUGAGCUAAAAGAUCUGCAACUUGGCAAAAAGAAGCGUGGGAAGAAAGCAGAGAUAGAGAAGAACUAAAAAAAUCAGUGUACGAUCAUAUAUAUAUAUCUGUGUACAUUGUACAUAUGUGAUGUAAUUUUACAAGAAAGGGUGCACUGUUUCUUUAUAUUUUAAUCCCACUCGUCAUGACAUUUGACUUUUAAUUUACGUGAAAAAGUGCAACACACAUUUAUUGUGACAUUUGUGGCUACUCUAAAUCAAUUGACGUGACGUCGUCCAGUACAAAUAUUGAGUCGAUACAUUCGACCUUUAUAUGUUAAUGGAUAGGUGAUUGAGUCAUUCAAACCAUUUUGCAAGUUCAAUAUUUACGAGGAAAAGGAAAGUGUAAAGUAAUAUUAAAUCAGACCAUUAUGAUGAUUUUGCCAGUGCAUAUGGAUAUCGUCAAGUAUUCCAAAUACUCUUGAUUCAUUGCACGGAUGGAGGAGUCCUUGGUUUUCACCCAAAUUUUGGACAUUUGAAUAAUAAUAACACAACAACGGGCGGAUGUCAAAUUAAACACCCUGGUGUAAACCUGUGGGGUUGAUUUUGUCCCACAUCGUUUUUGCAUUUAGUUUCUCUGAUUGUGUGAUGUGUACGUGCAAAGGACAUUUUGGAGCUAAUCAUAGUUCACGCCACCAUAUGCAAAUAUAUUAAUUUUGUUGACAACUGCUCCCCUGUGUAUGGACAAGUUGGAUUGAAUUUCAUGUGGAUGUGUGGCUUGUUACGAGAGACUCUCUGCUAAAAAAUGAGUUGGGGAACAGAACUCUGGGAUCAAUACGACAAUGUGUCCCAACACACACAAAAGGGGUUGGAUUUCUUGGAACGAUAUGGCCAUUUUCUACGUGAUAGGGCCAAUAUUGAAGUAGAGUAUGCCGGAAAGUUGAGGAAACUCGUCAAAACUUAUCUCCCCAAGAAGAAGGAAGAGGAAGAUUUACAGUUUUCGUGCAUGUCCAGUUUUCGAGAUAUGCUGAAUGAAAUCAAUGACUUAGCUGGACAGCAUGAAAUAAUUUCUGAAAAUCUAAAUCAAAUCUGCACCCGAGACGUCCAAACCCGAGCCAAGGAGUUGAAGGAGGAGAAGAAAAGGAACUUGGUUGAAGGGGUUCGCCAUCAAAACCAUUUACAAACUCAACUUGCAAAUCUUGAUCGUGCCAAAAAAAAUUAUGAGAAAGCCUUCCGUGCAUCGGAAACAGCGCUUGAAACAUUUCAAAGAGCAGAUGCAGACCUGAAUCUUUCUCGAGCAGAGGUAGAAAAGACGAGACUUCAGUCUUUGUAUAAAUCGCAGCAAUGUGAAGACACAAAAAAGGAAUAUGCCAACCAGUUGGAUAAAGCAAAUGAAAUGCAAAACAGCUUCUACCGAGUUUUGAUGCCUUCCGUUUUCCAAGGACUGCAAGACGUAGAUCAGAGAAGAGUAAAGUGCAUGAAAUUAAAUAUGAAACAAACAACAGAAAUGGAAUGUCGAGUCUAUCCCAUCAUCAAUAAAUGUUUCGAUGGAAUAUUGAAAUCUGCAGAUGCAAUAGAUGACGAAACUGAUUCCAACCUUGUAAUUGAAAGGUUCAAGUCGGGUUUCCAGCCACCUGAAGAUAUACCUUUUGAAGAAGAUCUAAGUGCUAUAAAAAAUGGUGAAGCUCCACCCAUCCAGCCAAAUGGAUAUGGCAAUUCCUUAAAACCAGAAAGUCAAUCACUAACGUAUAAAGGCACAAUGUCUGCUGGAAAGUCUAAGAAAAGAACAGGAAUUUUUGGCAUUUUUGGAAACACCAAGCCCGGAAAUAACACGGACGGUCGGGAUGACUAUAGCGAAUUACCUCCAAACCAAAGAAGGAAAAAAUUGCAACAAAAAAUUGAUGAAUUUUCUGCUAAAAUUCAACAAGAGACUGCUGCGAGGGAUGGCUUAGUAAAAAUGCAGUCCGUCUAUCAAUCAAAUCCCAAUUUAGGUGAUCCCAGUGCGAUAGAGGGACAACUUCGGGAAAGCGUGCAAAGGUUGCAAAAACUGCAACAAGAGAUGCACAAAUAUCAAUCGUACCUAAAUGAAAUGGACAUGCCACAAAAUGGGGGCUAUGGUUCCUCAAAUGGAUCCAGAACUUCACAGAAUAGAAGCAGUGGUUCAGACGAAUCUUUAAGUAGAAGUGCGUCUGACCUGAGCCAAAACAAUCAUCACCACAAUAAACCAUCUGCACCUGGAACGCCUUUGCCUUCUUCUCAUGGUUCUUCAAAUAGUCCGGAAUCUGGGAUUAGCACAUCACACACUAGUUUACCAGACUCGGAUUUUGAACAGAAUGAUACAGAAAAUGGAGAAUAUGAUGAUCCACUUCCUGUUUUAGGAACUUGCGAAGCAUUGUAUAGCUUCGAAGCAUCUUCAGAAGGGAGCAUUCCCAUGUACUUGGGGGAACAAUUGUAUGUAGUAGAGCUAGAUCAAGGGGAUGGCUGGACAAGAGUUCGGCGUCAAAAUUCUUUAGAAGAAGGCUUUGUUCCUACGUCGUAUGUGAGGAUAACGUUAUAUUCAAAUUGCUGAUCUGGUCAUCACUGUAUUCCAAAUUAUUUAUUAGCAUUGCACACACAAUUUGCUUAACCGUAUUUUAUUAUGGAAUGAGACUUUCUUGAGCAUGUCUGUUUUAUUAUACGUAGUGGUAUCAUUUGUCUUUGUCUGUUAUAAAGAAGCUCACGGAUACUUUCGUCUUGGCUUUUGCUCAAAGAUGCCUUAGGAAAAAUCUUAAGUAUAUUUUAAGUACCUGUUUGUAUACCGUGGUAGCAUAAUUAAAUUAACCGGGGGACAUUGAAGAGAGCAUUUCAUUACGUUCAUACAUGCUGGAUUUGGUUGUGACGCUACACUUGACUGAGAAAUUCUGAUAAGCAGAAGUCUUAUUUCACUUUACAAAUUGCUAAAAAAAUCAGACGAAAAUGAGCAACUGAACUGAGCUAUAAUAAGUAAUCUUUUGUUACUUACUAUCACAUAAAAAUGAUUGUAUACUGCUGAAUUGAACUAUAAACGCUAUCGUCGCUUGCAAAUGUAAUAAUUAAUUUACGUUACACAUAAAGAUCGUUCCUCAAUCUUUUUUUAACUAUUACGGACUGAUCACGAAUAUCUCCGUGUUUUGUUUUUAUUACAUUUCUGACCGUACUAUUUUACAACAUUACUCAAAUUCUCCUCUGAAUUAAAUUAAGGAUGUAAAUGUAUGUAUGCAUAAAGGUUCGUUGCAACUUGAUGCGAAUGUGCUACAAAGAUGUAACUAAAGUCCAGCAGACUGUUUCGGAUAAUUUCAAUUAUUAUUUUAAAACUUCUUUCGCUCUCAAAUUAGUGUUCAUUUACUUUUUAACAUAAACUUGCAUCCAGUCCGACUUGUAUCGUAUAAUUCAAUAAUAUUAACAAUAAUAUAAUUAUUUAAGAAUAUGUCGAAUCGAACCAGCUCAGUGAGUAAAAAUAUGGUUACUUGAACUAGCUGCAUUAAAAAUAUAGGUAAAUAUGUAGACAUACAUAGCUUUUAUUGGAAGUAUCAUGUAUAGUAUAGCGAGAACACUAGAAUAUUAAGAUAUUAUGUACUAAUUGUAAUACAGAGACAGGCCAUGCUGAUCCUACCGACGUGUAUUUUCGUGAUCAUUUUUGAUAAAUGUGUGAAGUUGUUCACUCUAAUUUGAUGUGCAAACCUAAAUAAAUACUUUGAGUAAAAUAGAUUAAUCGAAUGACAUGCCGCCCGCCUAUGGUACGUAUUUCCUGUAUUUUGCUAAAUGAAUGAAUGAUCAACGCAACGAAAUUGUAUGUUUUCUUAAAUGUCAUAAAUUUUAUAUUUUGACCUUCUCAUGUCAAAUACACAGUUUAAUAAGAAUCCUCGAAUGAAAAUCUGUGUUUUGAGAUGUAUAUCCAGUAAUAUGUAUUUAAUAAGUAUAUUAUACUUGCUUUGUCAAGAAUAAUUAAUAUACUUGAAAUUCCACGAGAAAAGUAUAUGCCAUGAAAAAGAUCCUAAUCAGUCAGUCAGUUGUUCAAAAUUGGAGAAACUUGUUCGUUGUAUGGUUGUGCCAGUCUUUUUACUAAUUAGUUGUCAACAAAUACUCUUCUUGCAAAACAAUAAAUUAUAAGCAAGUCCAGCUAACUUAAACUGUUUUCAUUCUACAUCAUUGAGCUGAAAUAAAGCCAGAUGAGCGUACCUAAAUAUGA